Molecule: messenger RNA, 12415 nt
Organism: Porites lobata
Lineage: Eukaryota; Metazoa; Cnidaria; Anthozoa; Scleractinia; Poritidae
Source: the annotation of a GenBank genome assembly
AUGUAAGUUCCCGCCUUUAUUCUCUAUUUUAGAUUCAUUGUAAUAAGGGCUAUUCCACUAAAUGUACAGAACCCCCGUUGAUUAAGUAAUUUCAUAGCGAAAGCACAAUAAUUUAAAUGAAGCAACUUUUUUUCCCUCUGCAAAACUGGUGUGUUGAAAGUAUUAAAGGACGCAGGACCUUUUUCUGAGAAACCCUUCAAUCUAUACAUGUUUAAAAUCUCUUUCAGGACUAUGCUUGCUCGCUGGUAUGAUCUGCAGAGAAAGGAGGCUGGUAAAGGAAUCAAGGUAUUGAACGGUUUUAUAUAACUUAAUAAUAAUAAUAGUAAUAAUACUACUACUACGAAUAAUAAUAAUCACUAUUAUAAUUUACCCUUGGCAGUGUUUUGGCACUAAUAGGGUCUUAGAGAUGCCGUGACAGUGACGACAGUGAGAACAUCAAAAAAGCAAUAGGUUGAUGCAUCAUGGGUACAUUUCAAAAUUUCAAUUAUGGAGGACAUAAACAAACAACUUCUAAAUUUUCUUUCUCUUUCUAUACUAGAAUAUGGUUUUUAGGGAUUCGUUGUAAACAGAGUUUGCUUGUAUUCGCAGUAGAUGAAUUUGAGUAAUCACAGUACAGAUUGAAAGAAUGAAAUUUCACUCUUAAAGUGACCUUUUCGUGUUAAACUCCCUAAUGUUAGUGGGGCUGAGGAAAUGCCUGUAACAAAUAAUUCAAAUUGAACUUAACAGGAUUAUUGAACUCUGGACCACAGUGAACAAAUCCAACUAGCGGUCAGAGCGGGACUUGAACUCAGAGCCUCCAAAUUGCAAGUCCAGCGCUCUAACCACUCGGCCAUCCUGCCUUCUUGUAAAAUAUUUCAAGAAUGAUUAUUGUCUUGUGACCAAUAAGAGUAAACCACAAACUGGUUAAUUACCAUGGUUACUUGUGCUUUAGUAUUCUCACACCUAACUGAAUAUAGUCACAUUCUUGAAAUAUAUUCAUGGUUUUUAUGGUUUUGUAAGUUUCACAGUGAUAUUAUCAUCAUAUGCACUGAAAGGUAUUAAAAGAAGUAGUUUGGCAAAACCCCACUUUACAGAGUUUAGGUCUUAAUUUGAGCUGUACAAAUCUACUGCUACUGUGUAAAAUUAAUAAAUACUAUUAUAGUAUUUGAUCUAUCCCAUCAUUCUCAGAUGAAUGACUUAUUUCCAGCUUUAUUGAUACAACUAAAUUAAGAUGAUUGCCUUCCAUUGCCUUUCCAAUUAAAACUUCCCAUACAUUGAAUCUUUUACAGGUCAAAAUUAAAUUCAGGUUAAAUUUUUUAAAGUAGGUUGAUUCUCAAUUUCCUUUUUCUCCUAUCCCUGAUUGUUCUUGAAUUAUGGCUAGAGGACAAAGGAAAUUAAGAAUCAACCUAGGUUAAAAAAUGUUAACAUGAAUUCAAUUUUGACAUGUAACGUAUCUGUUGAAGUUAAUUUUUUUAUUUCAGGUAAUUUUUGUUUUUCCUUUGUUUCAAAAUCAUUAGCAUACAUUACCAUACCCAAAAACAAUGGAAAAAUAAAAAUUAACUGAGAUAAAAAAUUAACUACAACAUAUCCAUAUCUCUAUUUAUGAUCCUAACUUGUUUUCUUCUUCAGGAAAGAAGACCCUUUCUUGCGACAGAAUGUGACAAUUUACAGGAAGCUGAAAAAUGGCGCCAUCAGGUGGGUUUUACCCCUUCUUUAAAAAAUCCUUUUUGACAUAAUAACAUUAUCUUGAGUUGAAAUUUUAUUAGAUUUUUAUUUACUUAGUAUUUUGUAAAUAUAGAACACUUUGCAAAUAUGCAAUAUUUUCUGGAUCAACCCACCCAGAAAAGUACAGUACCUUUUUAUUCAUAUUUGAAGGAGAUUUCUGGAUCCUUGAAAAUUCUUUACUCUACCCAUUGAGGAUUGUGGGAGGCAAUCUGAGGUAAUGUAAAUAUGUCAUAUACUGACAAGAGAUCUGAGAACACACCGGGACAACAUGGCGGUUCACUACAAACACGUUUUUAUUGAAUCUGUGCUUGCGUAUGUAAUUACUAUAUCUGGUAAAUGCACAGGGAGACCAUAACAAAAUACAGAGUAAGUUUUAUGGUUGGUUAGUGUACGUUGCCUUCUUUAUGAGAGGUCCUGAGUUUGAUUCCCAUGGCAACCUCAAAUUCACUGUUAAGCUUUUUAAAGGUACGCGUUCACAAGCCCUAGGAUUUCAUGGUAACAGUCACUUCCAGUACUGUGUUGUCACUGUGGUCUGAAAAUAAUGGAACUGAAGAAUUGUCUUCCAUUGACAUUUUCAUCCUUGGAGAUCAAUUAACAGAAAUUCACUAUUUUUCCACUGAGAUUCGUAACGUAGUAGAGCAAUUUAUUCUUUAGUUAUGUCCCGGCUUAUAUUGAUACGAAACAAAAACAUUGUUUAGCAUCUGUCAGUUUUUCUAUUGUCUGCCAUCUUAAAUCUUUCCCUAAGUGCAUUGAACAUUUCUGGUUAUGGCUUCCAGUGCCAAGAAAAAGUAGACGUCUUUGAAAAAUUAAAAUCAUUUAGGAGGUGGGUUCCCAUGAAUUUUCACGGAACCAAAAAAUUGUUACAGAUAGUCUUCCAUGACCUCUGGACACGGGACUGAACAAUUGUUUUUCAUGGGAUUUGAAAUCCUAGGGCUUGCGUUCAAAGCAAAAAAUGCCAGGACAACAGAGCGCUGGUGGAGAGAGGGGUGUAAAAUGAGUGCACCAUCAACUUUAGUUCUGUUAGUCAGAAUGUGCUCUUAACCUUUAACUUUUUAAUUGCAGAAAUCUCAAAGUGUUGAGCAUUCAGUAUUGCGUAGCUAAAUGUGUUCCCUAACCCUUGUUUCCGUUCAACAGAUCGUAAGAGAAGUUGCUAAAAAAGUUGCCCAGAUUCAAAAUGGUAAGGGUUUCAUUACAUUUAGACAGUAAACGUUGUCAUCCACAUAAUGAUUAAAAUACAGAUAAACCAUGACAAAAGUAUUCUCAUCAAGAGGUUAACUUUGGUGGGUAACAGUCCUCUGUUAACCUCUGACAUAAUAGAUUUUUUAAAGGUGUUCACUCAAAAGUGUUUGGCAGGCCAUUUUUGUUAGAUGUUGUGCCACCUUGAAGAAACAGCGGUGUAGCAAUGAGAUAGUUUUCAGGGCUCCAGAUAGGCAGAUAAGUACAGAAGUUCAGUCAUGUUGGUAAAAUCACUAACUUGUAAUUUUUUUUUCAAUUGAUAACUUGUUCCCCAGCUGGUCUUGGUGAAUUUAGAAUACGUGACCUCAAUGAUGAAAUUAACAAACUUCUAAGAGAGAAACGUCAUUGGGAAGAUCGCAUCAAGGAAUUGGGAGGACCAGAUUAUGGGGUAAGCCAGAAAGACAUUAUUGCAGUUCAUACAUGUCUAGAUAGAUUUUCAAAAACAUUACCACAAAAUGCAGACCCCCUCAGACUGUCGAGCAUUUUUUUUUUGUUACUCCAAAGUAGCCAACAAAGACCUUAACCCUCUAAGUCCCAAUAGUGACCAAGAUCAAAUUUCUCCAAACAAUAUCCAUACACUGUCAAGAGAUAAGUUAUAAGCAUUAAUAAAAUGAUCACACAAGAGAAAAUGCCUUGAUCUAUUAUCAAAUUCUCUCUACUUAUUCUUUAAGAAAAUGUAUAGAGAUCAGUUUGGAGAAUUUGUAUGUGGAUACUGGGACUUAAAGGGUUAUUAGAUUCAAGGAUGAAAACAACUACAAGUACAAGAUUUGACUGAAAGUCUUUUUGUUUAUCCUGAAAAAAUGGACACCCCAGAAAGCUUCCUCGUACUUUUGAUUCACCAGAAAAGUUAAUACUGUUAUCUUUACCAAAUGGAGGUUAAGCCCUCUCGCAGUCAUAAUUAAUGAUAAAACCUCUAACAUUUGAUAACUUGUUUCUGCCCGCACGACAUUCUUGGUAAAACUCAUACUACAACUUGACAAUGUUUUCCCUCCAGAAUGACUCUGGUUCACACGCAUGCACUACUUAGUAUUGAGAAAAUCUUGCCGUCAGAGUUGUUCUCGUCUUAGAAUCUAAAGGUCACUAAUAUAAAAACUUAAAGUUCAGCCUUUUUUUUCUCUUCGCCUCCUUUUUCUUAUUUCACCACAGAAAAAAAAAAGAAAAGACAAGAAUACAGAAAAUACACACGGAUGCACAAUGUGGUGAGGAAGCCCAAACAGAAACCAUAAGGCUUUUUUUAUAGAUAUUGGGCUUCCUCAGAGUAUAAAAGUAUAAAUUUCCAAGGCCAGGAUUAAUUGUAUACAAAGUAAUAAUUACUUUGACAUUGAUAAAAGGUGGAGAACUUUCCUCCUCGCUCUUGCUAUUUUUCCUUUUCUUUUUCCUUUGCCCGACAAAACAAUAAUAUUUUAGGGCUAAAACGGUUGCAAAAAACUGCCCUUUGGCCCUUUUCCACUCAAAUGGCUCUAGAUUUCGCUAGUUUGUUGUCAAAAAUCUGACUAGUAAUGCUAUUAAAUAAGCCAAAAAAGAACAUGAAUUAUUUUUGAUAAAAAAUAAAUGAUUUUACAGGGCAUAUUAUAUAAUGUUGAAAAUAUCAUUUUUAAUAUUGGUUCACUAAAAGAAUAUUAAUUUAACAUCUGCAGUUAUAGAUCUAAAAUGGUGUUAAGAAACUAUGACAACAAAGAUGCUUUUUUGUUGCAGAAAAUUGGCCCCAAGAUGCUUGAUCAUGAAGGGAAAGAAGUUCCUGGGAACAGAGGAUACAAGUGAGUGUUUUAAUUGGCCCUGGUACAUUGCCAUCCAUUUCUCUUUGCAAUGAAUGAAGAAGCAAUCCUCUCUGUUAUGAUGCUAUGUUGGCCUGGAAUGUGAGGAAUAAGAUAAUGUGUGGUUCAGAGCACCCUGACUGAACAGGCCUGAUGAUGUGAUGAUGAUGAUGAUGAUGAGUGCAAUAACACGCCUUAUAAUUAUUAAUUCAUGCAUUUGCAAAGCAAAGGCCGAAAAAGGAAAAUAAAUAAAUAAGAAAAUAAGACAGGGAAUGCCAAAUAAUGAAUGUUUUUCAAGCCCGCACUAUCCUCCAGUGCAUUGCUGUAAGCUACUGAAGCUACUGUUACUGAUGCAUAACUUCUGUUUCUUAUGUUGCAAUAAAGAGUGAAGCUAGUUGCCAGUUUGGUUUUAAGAAGUAUCAAAAUCAAUAUUCAAAUGAUACCAUCUCCUUACUAAGAAUCUUUGGUGUUUUUAGUUAACCACGCAAAUCACAUGUGUUCUCUUUAACCAAAAACUAUUCUCCUCUAAAAUCAAAACUGAUCUAAAGCUAAAACAAUUUUUUUUGUUACAUUUAGGUAUUUUGGAGCGGCAAAAGAUCUUCCUGGAGUUAGAGAGCUGUUUGAACAAGAACGUAAGUUUGUUAAACAGUAAAGUAGUUCAUUGAAGAGAUAAUUCACCAGGUUUUUAUUACAGUUUAUUAAAGAACAAAAUACAUUGUUCUGAAUAUGAGAUGGUCCACACCUCAGUAAAACAGACACCUUGGGUGCUUACCAUUCAAAAAUCCCCCCAGGUAGAAAUCUUCCACAUAAAAAUAAAACUAGAAAAUUUUGCAUAGUGGGAGAAAAGCUGGCUGCAAACUAUAUCCAAAUCAGCUGAACAGACUAAAAAGAGUAGGAAAAUUGCAUCGCCUUAAAUCGCAGCCCAUAUUUUCUGAAGCUUUCUAAUUGGAAUGGAAGAAAGGUGGGGGCCAUCUCUAGGAGUAUGUACCAUUUACAUGGGAAAACCGGAAAUUCAGGAUGAAAAAGCGAGCGACAUUACUCUUAGUGCUGCUCCCAAAGGUGUCUAUCUUAGAAAGAGCUAACUGAACUACCAGUCACUACAUUGUACUCCUAGAGUUGGCCCCUGCCUUUCUUUACUCUGUUUAUUUGACACUCUGUAUGGCGGACAUUACUCUUAGAGCUGCUCCCAGAGGUGUCCGUCUUAGAAUGUGUUCAUCGUAUAAAGGAUUUUUAUGGAAAGGACAACUUCAAAUUGAGAUUACCUGAAUUGUAUUAUAGCACCUGCUCCACCAAGGAAAACUAGAGGAGAGUUGUACAAAGAUGUCGAUGCAGACUAUUAUGGCUACAGAGAUGAAGAUGAUGGAGUGUUAGUUCCUCUGGAACAAGACGUGGAAAAAGAAGGUUGGUUUUCAUAAAGUAAAAUUUGCCAUAGUUUAAUCUUUUUAUUCCCAAGGCAGUAUUAAUAUUCAUGUUCUCCCAUGUUGCCAUGCCCUUGCCAUGCAAACUAGUCAAGGAACACCCUGGUUAUUGCACCUUAUACUCUCCCCAGUCCUCCUCUGUUUUCUUAAUCAAAGAGGUAGCCACUGCACGAAGAAAAUGCUGAGUAAUUGCCCAGCUGAGAAAUGUACUUGCGCUUUAAAGCCCUCUCCACCCAUUCUUGAGUCAAGAGAGCUAAUUCGCAGGUUAUGUUCGCAGUUAUCUGUAUAUUUUACCACUAUGCCAGUUGGUUUAUGAGGUACUUUUUGAUUCACCCUUUUCGCGAACCUUGCAGCUAUCGCCAGAGCAAUGGAAGAAUGGGAAAGAAGAAAAGAAGAAGGAGAGGUGGUAAAUGAACCGGAAACGGAAGAGGAAAAUAUUUAUGCUGUCACCAAAGAACAAGAGGUACAUUGUAGGCACUCUUGUAAAUGCUCCCAGCUCUUAUUGAGCUUGCGUGUCAUCUGGGGACUGGGUCGAUGUUGAGUCGAAAUGCACUGUGGAACUGUUUGCAGACACUAUAUCAUUUUUUUUUUUUAAAGGUUUUGCAGGAAAAUGACUCAAAAUUCGUCCCCCAAAACAUUCCCAUGGUUCAGUUUGACUCAACACCGACCCAGGCCCAAAGGCUAAUAAGCGCCCACGUCCUUGGCCAAAAUACCAAAUAAGCGCCCCUAGGCGCGUUAUUAACCCUCGCCGUUUUCCACUCAAAAAUAGUGUCCGCUUAAUACACUUCUGUUUUGCAAAUAUAAUAAUAUGGGAAGUGGCCUGUUCCAAGCGUUCAGAUGGCUCUCAUUCCCCACUCCACCCCUCGCUGUUUUUCCUGCCCACUUUUCUUUGCGCUUUGUCCACUGUAUGAACGCUUGGAACAGGCUAGCCUCGCACCCGGGCGUUCUUUUUGCUUGUCAUGCAACUCUUCCUAACGAACGUUCAUGGGGAAAGAACGCGCGACGAAGCCCUAGGAAUGUCUGAGUGGGAGGCUAGGAACAGGCUAUAUCAGUAUAUGGGAUGGAAAAAUUUGGUGUCAACGCUUAAUAUGGGGUCCUCUUACUACAGUCACUUUUCACUGUUAGUAACCCCGUACAGCGAUCCAUAAUGCUAUGAUAAACGUACAUGUCCCAUUCACCGUUGGAUCGCAAAUACGAGAGCCAUCAGUAGUAGAUGACACAGACUUCCAAUAUGAUUGAUUCACUUUGAGUUUUUGGCCUGGCAAAAAUGUGUUUCUCAUUUUUCCUUUAAUAGGUCAGGAUGGUAUAUUUUACUUUUUUUGGUCUUAAAGAAAAGCGAGCGAUUUACGCGGGAUCACGUAUUAAGAUCGCCCUUCGCGUUUACGGCUUGCUUUACGAUCUCUGGAGGAAAACCAUCGUGAAUGCAUGUAGCUGUUGUCUAAAACGGAUUUCCUUAUAUUUUUGCUUUGAAAAGGAAGGUGACGACGAAAUGGAGACGGAUCAAACGGAAGAAGGAAACCAGCCUUUUGUCGCUCAUGUGCCGGUACCUUCACAAAAAGAGGUUGGUUUUAUAAUUGCAAAGUUGACUUCAUUCUCAGACAUAUUGAAAACAUACUGUAAAACAUUUUGCUUUGUAGACAGACACACGGCUCAUGUAUGUGCACAGACACGUUGACAAUUUUAUUAUUUUUUUUUUUCACACCUUCUAGGUAGAGGAGAUGCUUGUCCAGAGAAAGAAAAUGGUAGGCGAACUUUGAUACAAAGGUGGUAAAAUUGCUAAAUUGAAACGAAGUGCAGUCUUUUCUAAGUUUUUUGUCUUGCUUUUAGGAAUUACUUGAAAAAUACGCCAGCGAGACAUUGAUGCAACAAAGUCAGGAGGCGAAAGCUUUACUUGGUCUUUAAAGGACGCAAGCGCUUUCUCGUGUAAAUACACCCUCUAUGCCGGCUACGGUCUGAAGCACGUCGCUCAAGCCUGUCAAGUUCCUUUUCACUUCAGAUUCUCUCUCAUAGCACGUGACCGAAUGCAAGUGAGAUAUCAGGAAACUUGCGAGCUGGGCAGGCUACACGUGACAUGCGCCGAAGUUGCCAUGGUUACGAAACACUGGCACUACAGUGGGAACACAACUGUUUGUCUUGGAAAUGAGGAACAGAGGCGAUAUUUAUCACAGUAUGGACAGCUUCGGACAAGAGAAGACAACAAAACGUGGAAACAAUUUAGGCAGCCUUGACUGUCUGCUAUAAUUUAGUAAAACGGUUUUUCAAUGUUCGUUUAAUAACCAUGACAUACUGUAUAUAAAUAAGAAGUAAAUCUCUACCCAGGCGAAACUGAUAUGUCGCUUCUUGAUAACUAUUUAUACAAUUUUGCGCGAACAUUUGUUUUGCAUGAGUCGCCAGUUUUACUAUUAUUAUUGUCUUUUUUUUAGGCUAAGAAAGGAAUUGUAGGGAGGAGCGCUGCCUGACGACUCCAAAAACGGUUGCGAAGGAGACUACCACAUUUCUCCGUUAAAAUAACAUUGUAUUUGUUUCAAGAAAACAAACUGUUGGUAUUAAGCGAGCUCUCAGAGUAGACUUCACGGGAAAAUGUCUUAUAAUGCAACACUACUUCAUAAAAAAAAUACAUCAUACCACUUUGUUAAUCACUUAAGGAGCUUCAUAGCAACUGGUGCGUAGCCUGUUCACAGACCCUCUAAUUUCUGUUCUACGUCCGUCGAGCGCGCGCGCGUGAUAAAAAAUAAACCGCGGAGGAUCUAUUGACCGCCAGCGCAAGCUCAAGGGCGUAAGGAUGGAGAACCAGGCCAACUGGUGCGCGAAAUAUAAUUUUUUUUUUUUCAGUUUCCAUGCCAAAAUGUUUAAAAUUUCUCGUUUAUUUCCAUGAAGAACGAUUUGUAGCCUCCAUGUUCGGUUGAACCCAAGUCCUGUCCUAGUAGUCCAAUCCGCCAUUUCGAUUGCACAUCCGGUCCGUGUACUUUGAGGAGUCUGGACAUGAAACCCGCGUUUAAAUUAUGUAAAUUUCGCUGUUCGCAGCGUUUUCCGUUUGAACUGAGUUGAAAGCAAAUUUACUGCCAAAUACCCUUCUCAUGUUAUGAAAUCAGCCGACCUACAAGACUCUUUCGACUAUCUUUUCAAAAUCGUUUUGAUUGGCGAUCCAGGAGUAGGGAAGACAUGCAUUGUUCAGCGGUUCAAGAAGGGCACCUUUGUCGAGCGACAUGGCAGCACGAUCGGUGUCGAUUUCACCAUGAAAACAUUAGUCGUCGACUCCAAAAAAGUUAAGGUGAGAGCAUCUUUUAACCUUUUUAACGGUCAAAGGAAUUGUUUGUUGAAAAAAAGUGGGACUUGUAGCAAAAACAUGGAUGAUUUAUUUAUAUUUGCAUAAGCUUACACUGAUGUUAAAAGCGCCUUAAAACCUUAAACGUAUACAUUUCCGCCUCAAAGGGCUAUUAAAAUCUACACAACCAACGCGAAUUUUUCCUGAUGAAAAAUGGAAAAUUGUCACGUUUUUGUCAUCUGGCGCAAAAAUAUCCUACUGUGUCCGUACUUGCCUGUCAUAGUUUUAUGAGUCAAAAUACAAAGUUUUUAAUUUUUUAUCAGUUGUUUCUCAAGCAAAAGAUCUGAAUUGAUUUCAUCCAGCAUAUGUAGUAAUUAGAGCGUAUUUUUUUUUCGAAGAUAUUUAUCCUACAGCGACUUUUCAAAAUAAACAAUUUACUUUAAAGAAAAGCCACGAAUUCCCUUUGUCUCGAAGGUUUUGAAUUAUGAGUUAAUGCAAGUUUCAGGCUAUAUUUACACUGUCAGUGUUUGUUUUCAAACCACAAUGUGUAAGACAAAAUGUUCUUGAAAACAGUACAUGUUGAUGUAUUCAGUGGUAACAUGAUGCAAUACGACACUCAGUGGUGUUAAAUUUUGUUCAGGGAAGUAGUGGCCAUGAAAAUGAAGAUAGUCUUACAGCCCUGGGGGAGGGGCACUCUGAAAAUAUUUGGGUACACGUGAGCCACUGAAGGUUUGACCCUGGCGCUAUUUAGGACUAAAAAUUACACAGGCUAGGCUGAUUCCCAAAUUUUAUCAAAUCUAUAUGUGCUUCUGGCAUGUAACAGUGCAAUUAUGCUGUGAUCAGGUAGUGCUUCUUCCCUUUUUGUUUUGGAGGUGAGGGGAAAAAGAUGCCUGAUACAGCAUACUACAUUUACGUAGCAGUCCGCCAACGUUUGCGCUAUCCCUGAAAAAGAAUGCCUGAUUUCAGGUUACAGUGUAAUUUAUUCUUUUUAUGCCAUAUUCCAUAUAUUGCUUUUUAGAGAAGUUGAAAGUGUGAAAUUCAAUACAAUUUAUAACACACACUCUUCCCUGGGGCAGAUGCCAAAAGGUAAAAUAAGUGGCCCACCCCAUAGUUGUGAAUGGUAGCUGCUUAGAGCACUUGACAGCUGAUUAUUCCCACAUAGGGUAUUCACUGCAAUUAUGUUUAAUAUUUCCCCAGUGUGACAAUCCACAUGCUCUGAGGGAAAAGUUUAUUCAUCUGCAAAAUGAUAGUCUUUUGUACCAACUUUGUCCACACAUCAUCAUGCCCAAGCAUAGUGAUUUUGUCAGCCAUUGGCUACUUUUCUAAAGUUGGACAUUUGUCUGAUGACCACCUGUUAUUUCCAGCAUAAUGUGAGUGGCAAACAUUAUUUUAAGGUCACACACUGUGUAAUUGGGUGACAAGACGGGGGCGGAAACUGGGGGGUUGGGUGUGGGAGCCUUAGAGAAUAGGGGAUGGGAAUGUUACAUGAGGCAGGAUGAGAAAGAGCUGGAGUUGGGAGGGUCGGAAGGAGGAGCAAUAGCGGGAGAUUGUGCCACUAUGCUUAAUAUAAAGAGCUAAAGGGAGGAAGCCAAGAAAUAAGGGGCGGGAGCCCAAAAUGUAACCCGAGAAAACGGCCAACAUUUCCUUUUUCCCUGAAAAAGGGCAUCUGAGGAAAAAGCCCAGUAAUUAUAUACUGACGACGUGUCACUACCCAGAACUGGGAAGUGCUUCUGAUUGGUUGAAAAUUUGCUUUAACCAAUCAGAAGCACUACCUAGAUCUGGGUAGUGACAGGUCAUCAGUAUGAAAUUUCGGUAUUCUCCUCAGAUGUCAUUUUGCAGGGAGACCAGUGGUGGUGUCACAAAAAUGUGGGCUGUUUUCUCAGGCCACCUUCUGGAAUGCAAGGUACUGGAGAUGGAAGAUUUGGGUCCCCUGUCCCUCCUCUCCCCCAGUCUAAUAUACAACUGUGUUAUAUUCCAGUUGCAAGUAUGGGACACAGCUGGUCAAGAAAGAUUUCGAACAAUCACUCAGAGCUACUACAGAAGUGCUAAUGCUGUGGUAAUAACUUAUGACAUUACAAAGAAAGACACUUUUAAGAAUGUUGUAAGGUGGACAGAGGAUGUCAAAAAAUAUGCCCCACCCAAUGUACUUAAACUUCUGGUGGGCAACAAGACAGAUAUAUCUGAAAGCCGGGAGGUCAGCAUUGAAGAAGCUAGGGCUUGUGCAGCUCAUUAUGGAAUGAUUGAUGUUUUGGAAGCCUCAGCCAAGGUGGGAACACAAGAAAAUGGCUUUUGAUUUGGUUUUAGCUAAUAAUCACUGAAUCAAUCACCUUGUGUAUUAGCCUGAAUUUCAGUGGUCCGCUCAGGUGGGACAGUUGAAAUUCAUGCUAGUUUUGUAUGAAAAAAGCCAAAAAAAAAAUUCUAAUAAGGGUCUGACAAUGUUCAUAACCAUUUCACGUUGAUUAACCGUGGUCCAACUGUGACCAGUUGAUCCCAACUGACUGAGAAAAGAUUGCUAGCAAGCAGUCUAGUUCAAUGAUUCUCUGUGUUCUUUUUCAUAGCUUGGGUAGCAGGCAUUGGUUUUCUCAAAGCAAAGGGGGAAAUCUCGAAGGCGGGGACAUGGGGGAAGAAAAGAAGAUGAGGCCUCCCUUCCUAUUUGCAUGUCCCCCUAGUGUGCUUCCUGCACUUUAUAAAUAAAAUUGAGGAAAAAAAUAGCCGGUGCCUGUCACGAAGGCCCUCCUUUCCUUAUCUCAUGUUCCCCUUGUGCACUCCAUGUGCUCUAUAAAGACUGACCAAGAGAAAUAACAAGCUCGUGUUACAUAGCUAGCUUCUCAUAAUCUCACUUUUGUGACAAAUCGGCUCAUUAACACCUUUCAUUGCAUCAACAGGAUGCCACAAAUGUUGAAAAUGCAUUUAUACGUGUUGCAACAGAACUGAAGAGUCGGUAUGAGAAUGGAUCUCACCUGCAAGCCACCAUAGUGGAAGGAGAUGUGAUUUUAAAUUCAAGGAAAGUUGACAGCAAGUGGUGCAGAUGUGGUUAG